Molecule: messenger RNA, 2859 nt
Organism: Eufriesea mexicana
Lineage: Eukaryota; Metazoa; Arthropoda; Insecta; Hymenoptera; Apidae
Product: solute carrier family 41 member 1
Exons: 9
Coding region: 490-2199 (569 amino acids)
Biological process (GO): monoatomic cation transport
Cellular component (GO): plasma membrane
Molecular function (GO): monoatomic cation transmembrane transporter activity
Source: RefSeq, a predicted model, not a curated record
CGUGAGGCAAACAGUUGAGUUCGCGCGACGGUGGUGCGUCAACCGUACGAAACGCUUCGCGCCUUCUUCCAUCUUCCUUUUUCUUUUUCCUCCUUUCCCGCGGCCAAUCAGCCUUUCUUCCUUCUACGAUUCUCACGACGCUGGAUCGAUCAUCGAUCUCAGUGUUCCGUCAAGACUCGACGAAAACAGGUUUUUGUUUCGGCUCACGUAGCGAGGAUCGCGAAGAGUCCCGUACGAAAUCGCACGCGACUUCGACAACGAGACCGGACAGCCGCGAGCCAGAAGCGGCAGGGUUAAUCGAAUAUCAAGGCACAAUAAACGCUUUACGAGGAAACAUCGACACGCUGGCGCAAAUUCUUCAAUAUAUCGUUACUACGUCAAGGCUGACCGAAAUAGGCAGGUCCGACGUGAAAUUAUCGCAAGUCGAUCCCGGACUCUGCCAAUUUCGUAGAGGAUACCACAAGAUCGUCCGCCAACACCGAACUCGAUAUGGUCGCUUUUCCGGACUCGUCGACUGAACCGGCGCUGCUGAACGUGACUGAUAUAAAGUUAAACGACUGCGUGGAUUAUAACGAGCAUCUAGCAAACAAACCUAAUGACAGGCGAGUUAAGGAUCACGCGUUCACCAUACAACGAGAGAACAUGUCGAACGGCAAGGAUAACUACGCUUUAGAUUUCGAUUGCAUCGAGAAGGCACUGGAUAACAAGCUGAAUGCAGUAGCCGACAUUAAAGCCGGGGCAGAAGUGGUGAAGAAAGUCGCAGCGGGUCUGAAAAGCCCUAACAGCCAAAAGAACAAAACGGACAUGUCACUGCCCAAUCUCGGUGGUGGAACACUUUCCAGUGGAAGUUCCAUAGUGACGAUCUCUUCAAUCGAAAAUUCAGAUCCCGAUCCUGACUUCCAUAAUAACACGGAUGGGUUUGGUAACAGCGCACUCAGGGACGAAAGAUGGUAUCACACCAUCCUUCAGGUCGCUGUGCCUUUCUUCAUCGCAGGGAUAGGUACCAUCGGCGCGGGCCUCGUGCUUGCGGAAGUCGAGCACUGGCCAGUAUUCAACACCGUUUCUCAAUUAAUCAUCCUGGUACCCUCGCUGUUGGGCCUGAAAGGCAAUCUUGACAUGUGCUUGGCCUCACGCUUGUGCACGCAAGCCAAUCUGGGCAAUAUGCACGGGUUUCGAGAGAUCGUGAAAAUGAUCAUCGGUAAUAUCGCGCUGGUACAGAUUCAGGCGAUCGUGGCGGCUGUUCUGGUAUCGAUUUUCGCGGUCGUGGCCGACGCGAUAACGAGAGGUAGCGCGUACACUUUCAAAUGGGACAAUUGCCUGUUAUUAACCACAGCGAGCGUGUGCACCGCCACGAGUUCUUGCUUUAUUCUAGAUUUCGUAAUGAUAGCAGUCAUCAUGAUCUCGUACAAAUGCAAAAUGAACCCGGAUAAUUUAGCUACGCCUUUGGCCGCCUCCUUCGGAGACGUCGUCUCAAUUAGCGUGCUAUCGACGAUCGCAUCGGCAUUGUUUAACAGAAUGCCGCUGGAAACGUGGAUUUUGUACGUUAUACUCGGCUGCUACUUCUUAAUCUUGCCAUUCUGGAUCUGCGUGGUUCUGAGAAACAAAUACACCAGGAACGUGUUAACGUCUGGAUGGGUCCCUGUUUUAUCGGCAUUGUUUAUCAGCGGAUUCGGCGGUUUGGUCCUCGAUCGAGUCAAAGACUCGUUCAAUGGAUUCGUGAUCUUCCAACCAAUUAUAAACGGAAUUGGUGGUAAUUUAGUCUCCGUGCAAGCAUCUCGAAUCUCAACUACGUUACACCAGACGACGAUUAUGGGGAUUUUACCGCCAGACUCGAAAAUAUUCAUUGCCCCGUGGAAUGCGCUGUUUAGAGGCUCGCUGUACGCGAAAACGGCCAGAAUACUCAUUUGCAUGGCGAUUUUCGGUGAACUAGUCUUCAUUUUUGUCGCCGAUUACAUGAAAAAUGGAACGUCCACGUUGCACAUAUACUUCGUUUUCUCUUACAUCCUCAUGGCUGUUCUUCAAGUUAUGCUGUUACUGUACGUGGCACAUAUAAUCAUUCACGCUAUGUGGCGAUACAAAAUCGACCCGGAUAACUCCGCUAUUCCGUACUUGACGGCCCUAGGCGACCUUUCCGGUACGAUAUUCUUGGCAGUGGCGUUUUGGUUCCUUACGUCUAUACAUCAGGAAUACGGGAAAUAGGGGAUCAAUCAAAGCGGCGAGAUCGAAGCGUAAGAAAAGUUACGUAUCAAUCUUUCCCUCGAAAGUGUAAUACUUGAAUUUCAACAACGCUAAAUCGGAUCGACGUGAAGAUGUUCGAAGUAACGAGGCAAAAGGAAGAUGAGGAUUAAUUAAGAGAAUGAGUGUUUCGUGGAAACGAGUACAGUGAGUUAUUACGAGACGAUCUGAUUGAUCCGAAACGGACAAAAUAGCAGGAUUGUUUUCCUCCAUUAAGGGACCAUCUUAAUGGUACGUUAGUCGCGUUAAUUAGUUAUGCUGCGUACACUGAAAAUAGUUGAUUAGAAAAAAGCGUCACUGUUCUUCGAAUAGAUACACUAAUAGGAAGAAAAAGUACAAUGACACUGCUUCUAACGUAAUUGGAUCGAGCAAUAUGCUCUAUCGUGAUGUAAUUUAUUAUGAUUCAAUGAUCGUACAGUCGUAAUUACAUAAAAUGGAAAAAAGAACGAUGAAAGAUUAAUCAUACUGACUGACGAUUGCCCAGAUUAACGAGAUGUGUAUUUAUUUAGAAGAUUUUAAUUAUAUGUAAUUGAAGUAUUUUAAAUAGAGUAAUAUGUUCACGUGCAUUGUACUUCCAAGAAAACCUUAAUAUGCAUAAGCAGAAGACCUAGUCAGUAUUUUAAC